AUGUCUCAGCCGCGAUUCUCUGCCGGCACCGACACCGCGAGUGUAACGCCUGCGCUUAAUGCUUUGCUCACUUCAGAGGGUGGACGAUGGACGCUCGCCAAGGAUGGCACGGCUCUGGAGAGACAGUUCAAGUUUAAGACUUUUGCAAAGACAUGGGAUUUCAUGACAGGAGUAUCUCUUGAGUGCAAAAUGAAGAAUCAUCACCCAGAAUGGUCAAAUGUCUACAACACAACCUUCAUCCGCUGGACAACACACAAUCCAGCCGGUCUCUCGGACAAGGACAUCACCAUGGCUGCCCAAUGUGACGUUCUUGCAAAAAAUCUAGGCGAGCUGGCCCCGGAGCCGGAGCCGACAGCCGCGGCCGAGACUGAAGACCAGAGCUGUGCGAUCCGUGGUUUGGCGGAUCGAGCUGCCGGAGCGGCAGGAGAUUGCUGCACGCCCAAGAAGAGUAUAUAA
Fusarium sp. VM40 is the source of this 456-nucleotide messenger RNA. NCBI's taxonomy places the organism in Eukaryota, Fungi, Ascomycota, Sordariomycetes, Hypocreales, Nectriaceae. The record is from the annotation of a GenBank genome assembly.